AUGAACGAAAUCGAUUUUGAAGAAUGUCUAAAAGAUUCUCCUACUUAUCGAAAUCAACUUCGACAAGCAACAAAUCAUAUCGAUAUGUUAGAAGAUCGGCUCGAACAAAUGGCAAAGUCGUGCAAUUCUGUAAUUAAUAUUGGAAAAACAUUUGUACAAGAAUUUCAAAAAUUUCUUAAAUGUAUUUAUGAUGUUCGUGAAUUAUUUUCUUCCGAUGAUGUAACUUAUAAAAGUUUAGCAAAAUUUGGUGAAUAUUUACGUGAAAUACAAGGACUUUUUUCCGGUUUAUUUGAACAAACAACAAAUAGUGUAUUGAGAACAUUAACACGAAUGGUAAAAGAAGAUAUAAGAAAAGUUAAAGAUCAAGGAAAAUUAUUUGAACGUUUAAGUUCAGAUUAUGAUAUUGCCUUACAAAAGAAUGCGGAUGCAUCAAAAACUAAACCUCAUGUUUGUGAAGAUGCAAGUAAAAUUUUAUUAGCAACACGUAGCUGUUUUGGUCAUACAUCCAUAGAUUAUACAUAUCAAAUAAAUGUAUUAUAUAAUCAACAUAAAGUUGAAUUAGUUGAAUUAUUAUUAUCAUAUAUUAAUAUUCAUAAAGCAUUUUUUCAUCAAGGACAUGAAUUAUUAUCCAUAGAUACUGAAAGAGAUUUUACUACAAUAACAUCUCAAUUAUCAAAAAUGCGCCAAGAAAAUGUUCAAAAACAAAAAAAUCUCGAAAAAAUCCAUGAUAUUAAUCAAAGAAGAUGUAAUCUAGACGAUAAUCGAAAUGAUGAAGCACCAAUAGAAAGUACUUUAUCUGUGCCUAAAGGAAGUUUACCACGAAAUCCAUCUCAACAAAGUCUAUCGAAUAAUUCUAGUACAUCAGCAAAUGUUGAAUUAAAUAGAGAAGGUUAUCUUUUUAAACGUUCGCAUAAUAAAUUUAAAACAUGGAGCAGACGUUGGUUUAUAAUUCGAAAUGGUCAAUUACUUUAUAUGAAACGUAAUAAUGGAAAUUCAACAAAUGAUAGUUCUCAACCACAAUUACCCCAAUCGACUAUGGUACCUGAUUUACGUUUAUGUACGAUUCGUCCAGUUAAUGAUAAUGAUCGUCGAUUCGUUUUUGAAAUACUCUCGCCAAAUAGUUCUCAUCUUCUUCAAGCUGAUUCUCAACUUCAAUGCGAUCAAUGGGUUAAUUCGUUACAAUUAGCAAUAAGUAAUUCAUUUAAGUCACCAAAUGGUGGCAUUCAAAAUUCAGCUUCGUCAUCACCAAAAUCAUCAUAUGAUGAUAAUUCAAAUACAAUUUUAACAGAAAAGACUAAACUGAAACAGAAAAUGAUUAAAGAUAAAAUUGAUGAAGUACGUUCUCUUCCUGGUAAUGAAAAAUGUUGUGAUUGUGAUGCAGAUGGACCUGAAUGGGCAUCAAUUAAUCUAGGCAUUUUACUUUGCUUGAAUUGUGGUGGUGCUCAUCGAGGUCUUGGUGUAAGUCUAUCAAAAGUUCGUUCAUUACAUAUGGAUUCAUGGGAUUUAGAAACAUUACUUGUUAUGUCUGAAUUGGGUAAUACAGUUGUGAAUGAUAUUUAUGAAGUAAAAAUAUCAAAUGGAAUGCAAAAACCUAAUGCUGAAACAGAUGCUGUUGCUCGUCGUGCAUUUAUCGAAGCAAAAUAUGUUCAAAAAGCGUUCUUACAUCCACUACCAUCAGCUAGUCAAGCACGUGCAUCGACUCGUAAGAUUAAGCGAUGGAUUAUUAAGAAAAAUUCAAUAGCCAAUGAUACAGACGAUGAUACAAUCAAAACACCUAAUCGUCAGUUAAUGACAAAAAGAACAACACCAUCACCUGAUCAUGACACAGUUAAUCAAGAUAAUUCACCAGUAAUAUGGGAUAUGAAUAUAUAUUUAUAUGAAGCAGCUCAUCAACAGAAUGUUAUGAUGAUGCUACAUGCAUUAGCACUAGGUGCAGAUAAAAAUUUUAUAAAUGAACAUGAUCAUGGGCGAACACCAUUAAUACAAACAAUAUUAAGUAGAUCAGUUGCGGCUGCUGAAUUUCUUUUAACAAAUAAUGCAAAAGUUAAUUUAGCUGAUCAGAAUGGAAAAACACCACUUCAUUAUGCUACACAAUUAGCAACUAAAGGACGAGGACCAAUUAUUCUUUUACUUAAACGUGGAGCUGAUCCAUUAUUAAAAAAUAACGAUGGAAUUGAUGCAUGUUCACUUUCAAUGGAUGUAGGUGAUCCAGAUGUUAUAACAUGGUAUCGUUUAGUAGCAUUACAUGAACAAAUGAAAGAAGAAGAUGCUGAUGCUGAAAAAACUUAUAUCUCAAUACUUGAUGAUCCUGUUUAUAUGAAAGAAAUAGCUAGGACACCAUCAUUUUCAUAA
Molecule: messenger RNA, 2352 nt
Organism: Adineta steineri
Lineage: Eukaryota; Metazoa; Rotifera; Eurotatoria; Adinetida; Adinetidae
Source: the annotation of a GenBank genome assembly